ACAUCGAUCAACAAUAUUUGGAGAUGCUUCUCGAGCCCUCGCCCUCAACACGCCCUGGCAAUCCUGCCACUGGAUCAGUCAGAAAAAGAUUCUUCAAACGAUAAUCAUGGUAACGAGUUGCUUACUGAAGGGCGCCUCCGAGCGGUGACAGAGUGCCAGCGAAAAGUGAACGAGAUCAUCAAAGAGUGUAGGCGGGUGAAUAUGAGAUACAGAGACCGUGACUGGGAUCUUACAAUGUUUGAUCUUGGUGAGAUAUCUGGCCCCGACACAGAGCCAAAUGCGCCUGGCGCCGUCAAAAGAGUACAUGAAAUCUUUUCGCUGCCUACGUUCAUGAAGAAUGUAGAUGGUGGAGAUGUGAAGCAGGGAAAGCUCAGCAACUGCUGGUUUGUCACAGGCUUGACCGCUCUUGCGAACCUCGAAUAUGGGCUCACUCAGGCCUGUGCGGCACAUGAC
Fusarium oxysporum Fo47 is the source of this 453-nucleotide messenger RNA. RefSeq lists its product as uncharacterized. Gene Ontology annotation, biological process: proteolysis. The annotation marks the transcript as partial. The transcript has 2 exons. Gene Ontology annotation, molecular function: calcium-dependent cysteine-type endopeptidase activity. The record is from RefSeq and is a predicted model, not a curated record. Lineage: Eukaryota; Fungi; Ascomycota; Sordariomycetes; Hypocreales; Nectriaceae.